AUGGCGUCGCCACCCUGGUGCGCCUCCUCCAGGUCUCCCCUGGUGCUCUCCUCCCUCCUGAUCCUCCUCUCUCUGCCUCUCUUGUUCCUCCUCGCCCCGCGCAUCCUGGCCCCCAAGACCCUCCCCCCCAUUCCCGCCUCCGACGAGCUCGACGACCUCGCUCUCUUCCGCCGCGCCGCCACCGUCGCCUCCUCCCGCGGCCUGCGUGUCCGCCUCUCUUCCCCGCCCAAGGUGGCCUUCCUCUUUCUCACCAAUUCCGACCUUUUCUUCGCCCCUCUCUGGGAGCGCUUCUUCCGCGGGCACGCUGGCCUCUUCAAUAUCUACGUCCACGCCGAUCCCACCGUCUCCGUCGCGCCUCCCCGCAGCAUCUUCCGCGAUCGUUUCGUCCCCGCCAAGCCCACCCAGCGCGCGUCCCCCACCCUCAUUUCCGCCGCCCGCCGCCUCCUCGCUGCUGCGCUCCUCGACGAUCCCGCCAACGCCUUCUUCGCCCUUGUCUCCCAGUACUGUGUUCCCCUCCAUUCCUUCCGCUUCGUCUACAAUGCCCUCUUCGAGGCCGGUCCCCGGUACCGCAGCUUCAUCGAGAUCCUCGCUGGGGAGCCGGAGCUCUGGAGCCGAUACGUCGCCCGAGGGGACGACGUCAUGCUCCCCGAAGUCCCCUUCGACCAGUUCCGGGUGGGCUCCCAGUUCUUCGUCCUGACGCGGAGGCACGCCCUGCUGGUGGUGCGCGACCGCCGGCUGUGGAACAAAUUCAGGAGGCCGUGCCUCAAGUCCAGGGAGAACUCCUGCUACCCGGAGGAACACUAUUUCCCCACCCUUCUCUCGACGCAGGACCCGGCGGGCUGCAGCGGCUACACCCUCACGCGGGUGAACUGGACCGGCAGCGUCGGUGGUCACCCGCACACCUACGGCCCCGCGGAGGUGACGGCGGACCUCGUCGGGGAGCUGCGCCGGUCAAACGGCACCCACUCGUAUCUCUUCGCCCGUAAGUUCUCGCCGGCCUGCCUCGGGCCACUGAUGGAGAUCGCCAACAGCGUCCUCUUCCGGGAAUGA
Spirodela intermedia is the source of this 1050-nucleotide messenger RNA. The record is from the annotation of a GenBank genome assembly. NCBI's taxonomy places the organism in Eukaryota, Viridiplantae, Streptophyta, Magnoliopsida, Alismatales, Araceae.